AUGCAAGUUACAUUUAGCACUCCUCUGCUGCCACCAGCACAAAAGGAGUGCUCGUUAGGACACAUACUCUGUGUCUGCGCAGCAACCCUUGGCUUUGAAACAGCUUUCAACGUUCUUUUCUCUUUAUCAGAACCGAUUAUGGACGAAUUAAACCUUUCAUCAACCGGAAAGUUCUUGUGUUGGCUUUCUGGACCACUUGCAGGUCUAUUUCUCUUACCUUUUGUUGGUAUCUGGUCUGACAGAUGCAGAAGCAAAUUUGGAAGAAGAAGACCAUUCAUUGUUGGCGGAAGCAUAUUUACUUUAAUUGGGUUAGGCCUACUCUUACUCUUGAAGCAUUAUGCAGAUAAAUUGAGCAGUUUAAGAAAAACAAUUUCCAUGUUUUUCAUUUUAUUCAUAAACUACGCCUCUAUUAAUACGAUGAUGGCCCCGUCAAGAGCUCUAAUAGGUGAUAUCAUCCCCGAGAAGCAGCAGGACUUGGCAAAUGCAAUUGCAUCUGUCAUGGUUGCACUUUCAUCGGUAUUACCUAAUAUUGUUGGUGGUGUUGGCUACUUCAUCAAGAAUAACUCAUAUUCCGAUAGGGCCGAAAACCUUACACUCUACUUUUGCCUUGCAAUGAUUUUUAUUUGCGUAACAAUAACAGUCAUUGCAGGAAAAGAGAAACCAUACACUGAGGUUAAUGAAAAGAAGUCGGAUAAUAACCCAAUCGUCCAAAUGUUUAAGGAAAUUAAGAAUAUGCCAUCUCCUAUCGUUAGAUCAUGCAUUCUUAUGAUCCUUAGCUGGGUAGCGAACUACAUGUACACGAUGAUGGGUACGGACUACUUCAUGAACGAAGUUUUCGCUGGAGAUGAUCCAAAUAAAGGUCUUUGCUUCGGCAUGAUCGUCAUUGCCUGCUCGAACGCCCUUUCGUUCGUCUAUGGCUGUUUCCAUGCCAAUCUUGUCGAAUGCUUUGGAGAUAAGCUCGUAUACGCUGUUGCUCAUAUUAUUGAAGCAGUUUCACUGACAUCUGUCUUCUAUAUCAGCAACAGAUGGGCUCUGUUAGCAAUAAUGGCUCCAAUCGGUAUCGCAAUUGCUAAUUUCAACUCUACACCUUAUACUCUUGUUUCUCUUUCAGUUAAUGAAGAGAUGAUGGGUAUUUACAUGUCAGCAUUAUCAUCAUGCAUCGAUAUCGCUUACAUUAUUGCUAAUACGACCAUGAAUUUCGCUCUAGGAACAAUUUAUACAAAAUUUGUUCCGAAAACAUGGAAUGUUACAAGAUUACAGUUCUUAAUCGGUUUGUCCGGUAUAUGGGCUGUAAUAACUGCAAUUUUCUCCGCUUUCAUCAUUGUUCCAAAGCACAGAUUCGAUUCUUCACUAACUGCAGAGAGUACUUACACUGGAACAGAGUCAAUGAAUUCAUACCCUGAGUAUGAAGAAGAUCCUAUAGAAUAG
This is a messenger RNA of Trichomonas vaginalis G3, 1428 nucleotides long. RefSeq names its product major facilitator superfamily transporter. Gene Ontology annotation, molecular function: sucrose:proton symporter activity. The record is from RefSeq and is a predicted model, not a curated record. Gene Ontology annotation, biological process: transmembrane transport. Gene Ontology annotation, cellular component: membrane. The transcript has a single exon. Bases 1 to 1428 code for a protein of 475 amino acids. NCBI's taxonomy places the organism in Eukaryota, Parabasalia, Trichomonadida, Trichomonadidae.